Pocillopora meandrina is the source of this 3926-nucleotide messenger RNA. The record is from the annotation of a GenBank genome assembly. NCBI's taxonomy places the organism in Eukaryota, Metazoa, Cnidaria, Anthozoa, Scleractinia, Pocilloporidae.
AUGUGGUUUUCAUUUCUCUUUUUUGUGGCGAUCAUGCUGUCCUUGAAUUUUAGUAUUGAAGUGUGCCAUUCGUUCGUCCUCUCGGCCAAGCGAGACAUACAAGGUCGCAUGAUUGAUGCUCUUCGCUCCGUUGGAGUAUCCGUGCUGGGAGGCGCUUUGAUAUCCCUAUCAGCUUCUGUUUGCUUGGGAUUCAUUUUUCCCAGUCUAGCAGAUAUUUUCCAUCUACUACUUUCCUCGGUGUUCGCUUUGGGGUCCAUCCAUGCUCUUCUUGUUUUCCCGACGGUCCUUGCAUUGUUUGAGGAGUUAGUGCACAAUUUUAGCUCCAAGAUUAGCCAAGAGGAAAUAAAACACUUCAUGGUAGCAAAUGACUCAAUAUCAAUGGAAGCACGGAAUGGCGACAUAAGAAAGCUCAAGGCUAAACGUUCCGGGAUCUCCAUCAUAGGCAUUAGUUGUAGAUUCCCCGGUGCUCACAGUAAGAACCUCUUUUGGGCCUUGCUUGAACAAGGAAAGAGCUCCAUUCGUGCGUUUCCCGAGAACAGAACACAGCAGCAUAAAGCGUUUGUUGAGUUCUACAACCCCAAGCGUUUCGUAAAUGGACGCCUUUGUGCCAUCAAUGGUUCCUACUUGGAAGAAAUUAAGACUUUCGACAACAGGUUCUUCGGUAUCUCCAAUCAAGAGGCACGUGCAAUGGACCCUCAGCAAAGAAUACUCCUUCAAGUAGCCUACGAGGCAAUAGAAGAUGCAGGAAUGCGGCUUGAAGACUUACAAAAGUGUAGAACAGGUGUUUUUGUUGGCGUGAUGAAUAUCGAAUACGGUUCUCUUUUGGCAGACCGCUCAAAUUACUCCUACAUCGAUCAGUAUACCUCAACAGGGAUAACAGCAUCUAUUCUUGCCAACAGAGUGUCAUUUUGCCUUAAUCUGACCGGACCAAGUAUUGCCGUGGAUACAGCAUGUUCCUCAUCGCUAACUGCUCUUAAACUAGCUUAUGAUAGCCUGCAUAACGAUGAUUGCGAUAUAGCUAUCGUUUGCGCACCCAAUGUCGUCCUUAACCAUUCCAUGCAGAUAAUAUCCAGUAUGGCUGGACUUCUUGCCCCGGAUGGCCGUUGCAAGAGUUUUGAUGCUUCUGGGGACGGUUAUGGACGCGGAGAGGGCUUUGCAGCGGUUGUACUCAAACUGUCAAAGGAUGCUCUUUGUGACAAAGACGAUGUAUAUUGCGAGAUCCUUGCAUGUGGAAUGAACAGCGACGGUCAAAAUGCUGUCCCGAUCACCGCUCCAAGUGCCAAGAUGCAAGCUCAGUUAUCAAGAAGCGUGCUAGAGCAGUCAGGAGUGGCCGCAGAAGACGUGGAUUACUUCGAAGCACAUGGGACUGGUACCGCGAUUGGUGAUGUAGUGGAAGUCAACUCCAUAGCAGAUACCUACUCCAAUCUGGCCGCAAAUUCUUCACGAAAAUUGAGAAUUGGCUCUGUCAAAUCUAAUCUCAAUCAUACGGAAUCUACUUCUGGUCUUGCUGGACUUAUUAAGGCCGCCCUGAUGAUAAAAAACAAGACCUUUGUACCCACCAUCAACGUCAAGGUGUUGAAUCCCAAACUAAAGCUUGAAGAAAAAGGGAUUAUUCUACAACAAACUCGUGAGUCUUGGAAAACAGAAAAGGGAAAACCGCGAAUAGCAGCCGUUAAUUCGUUCGGUUUUGGUGGGUCAAAUGUGCAUGUUAUUCUUCGCGAAGCUACAGCAACACCAAGCUUCCAAGUGGAAAACUUCAAACGCAAGAAUAACGUUCUUACUAUCACAGCACGUUCUCUAGAAGCUCUUAAAAAGCUGUCACGCCUUUACUCCAGGUGGAUUAAAGACAACGCUGAAGAAAUGAAUGAACACUUUGUGGAAAACUUAUGUUUCUCGUUGAACGAACGUCGAAGCCAGUAUCCGCAUCGCCUGGCAGUUGCCUUUGGGCCUCCUUUCGAAGCAUCGAAGUCACUAGAAGCUUUUGCUGAUGACUCCGCUGGUUGGGAAAAGACCGCUUCUUAUGCUGAGGUGACCUCAAGUGAUAGGAAACUGGUUUUCAUGUUUGGGGGUCAGGGAUCACAAUGGUAUGCCAUGGGAAGGCAGUUAAUGGAAUGCGAAACCGCUUUCAGAGAGGCAAUUUUGACUGUUAGCAACUUACUGAGAGAUAUGGGACAGACGUGGUCACUUGAAGACGAAUUGAUGGCACCAGAAGACAUUUCGCGAAUAUCGGAAAACUACAUUGCCCAGCCAGCCACGUUCGCUGUACAGUACGCAACCACACAGCUGCUUAAGUCCUGGAAAGUCCAUCCGUCUGCUGUUAUUGGUCACAGUUUAGGAGAGUUCGCAGCUGCCUGUGUUGCUGGAAUCAUCACUGUCAAGGAAGCUCUUCAGCUGGUACUAACUCGCUCCACUCUUCAAGACAAAUGCCCAAGCAAUGGAAGUAUGGCUGCCCUGGGCAUGCCUGAGAUAAAGGCCAGGGAAAUGCUUUUCAAUCUAAGGUUAAGCGCCACCCUCGACAUAGCGGCAGUUAAUGAUGCAAAAAGCGUCACUGUAGCUGGUGAGUCGCAGUCCAUCGAGGCAUUGGGACAACAUCUUUCGAUGAACGCAAGAGAUGUUUUCUGGCGUGUUCUUGGAACAAAUCGUGCAUUUCACAGCUCACACAUGGAACCCAUCAAGAAACCAUUUCAGGCAGCUAUGAAAAGUGUACAGCUAAACCCUCAACUAUCGAAGAUUCCAAUGUACUCUACCGUUGAGGGCGAAGUUGUCUCGGGUCAGCAGUUAAACAGCGAUUAUUGGUGGCGAAAUAUACGCUGUCCUGUUCGCUUCUACUCGGCAAUGAAACAUCUACUGAGAGAUGGUUACAAGCAGAUAAUUGAGAUCAGCACGCAGCCAAUUCUUGCCCACUACGUAAAACAGAUAGCUCUUCAGGAGAAUUUGACGGAACAGGAAAGGCCCGUUGUUGUCGCAACUCUUCCACGUAAGAGAGUGCCCAUCAAGGAGCAACACAAAUGCUUUCUUCAGAACACAAUAUGCAGAUUGUAUACCAUGGGAUUUCCCGUAGACUGGACCUUGGUACAGGGGAGCCAAUCAGCCAGGUUUAUCCGGUCCCCAACAUCUCCAUGGCUGGAAAACAGUUUUUGGUACAGGGAACAACCACCGCAAUCAACAGUCCACCCAAUUAGCUCUAAGGAAACCUUAUGGAAGCCAACACAUCCUUAUCUGGCACAAGUCAAAAUGACCGACUUAUACUCAGGCCUGCACUGCUGGGAGACUGAGAUUGACCUUUUCAAUUUUCCAUCUCUAAAGGACCACGCCCUUAUUGAAGGAGGUGCCGUGAUGCCCGGGGCUGCUUACCUGGAGAUGGCCUUUGCAAUGGUAAAGGACGAAUUCGUACAUACUUCUGGCCUGGAACUUGGUGAUGUGAAACUUUCAAGUCUUCUCACUCUUCCUGAAACACAGGUAAGCGUAGUAUAUACAUAAAUUAGAGACAAGCCAUAUCAGCUAGGUUGAGGUUAUCGCAACUUUUUAUCCUUUGUUCUUUAGGUUAGAUCCUUACGACUUCGCCUUUUAAAGACCGACAAAAUAGACAAGGCUCAGUUUCACAUUACAAGCGUGCAGGACGACCAGUCUGAAAUUAUUUUGAGUAGUGGAAACAUCUCGGUCGAUUUCUUGGACACAAAAACAAACAGCGAGGAAGAAGGUAUUAUAAUAUUCAAAUGCAUUUGCCAUUCUCCAUUUAUAGCCUAUUUAUUUAUCCACCCAUUUAUAGUCAUGAUUGCAAGAGACUAUAACUAUCACAUAGAAAUUAAAAGGAGACAUUUCCCCGUUUUGGCCUUUUUACAGCUUGCAAUCAAGUUGGCCCAGCCGUCAACGAGCUAAUCAGAAAUAUGAAAAAGAGGUGCCGAUUGAAGGAUUCAGAGAAUUAA